AUGUCUGCUAAGCAAUUUUACCUUCUCGGAGAGCCCCUCUCCACCGUCAAGAACAUUGAUGUCGAUCCCAGCUCUGAUUUGGUUUCACUCAAGGACUUGAUCGCUGCUCACUUCGCUAUCGUCGAGCCCACAGGUAUCUCUUUCCAGGUUCAAGAUGCCGAGGUCAGCGAGGUUUCAGAUAUCGUUGCUGCUACCGCUCCCGUAGCCAUCGCCAUUGAUGGCCGCGCCGUUCGUGAGGCUCCCGGUCCCACGGGUCUUCCUAUGGUCGGAAGUUUCUUCGAGGUCUACCCUGACCACCUUGGCAACCACCAGCGUCUCUUCGAGCAAUACGGUCCCGUCAUCAAGACUACCAACCUGGGCCGAACCAUCUACCAGACCAAUGACCCCGAGAUUUCCGCCAUCGCCUUGACCGAGUCCGACUUUUUCACAAAGGAGAUCAACGCCGCUCACCCUCUUGCUGCCUUGAAGCAGACUGAGGCCGUGGAGACAGGCACACAAGUUCUUGCCCCCGCUCUUGGCCCCAAGGCUGUCCGUCACUAUGCUCCUACCAUGCAAAAGUCCGUCGAGGAUGCCUUCAAGGUUUUCGAUCACUUCGAUGAGGAGGGUGAGGCAUGGAACGUUUACCAGCACAUGCUGAAGCUCGGCUCCCAAGCCGUUGGCAAGCUCACUCUGGGUCUUGAUUUCGAACACUUCAACUCCCCCGAUCAACCACUACACGAGAUGGUCGAGUUGAUCGCCGAGAUGCUUUCUCUUAACAAGAAGGUCACAUCUAAGGGAGAUUGGUAUGCCAAUCUGCCCUUCGGUGAUCCCAAGCACCUUAAGGAUAUUAAGGCCAGAAUCGUGGAGAUGGUCGAUGAAUCUAUCCAGAAGGCCGCUCGUGGUGGUAUCGAGGAUCUUCCUCUACAAGAUGCUGCUCUGAUCGCAUCAAACAUGGUCGACUACGCCAUUCGUGCUACCGAUAACAAGGGCGAGAAGCUCCCCAAGGAAAGCUUGGUCUGGUCAUUGAUCGUCGCCACCGCCGCCGGCUUCACCACCACCAGCUCCCUCCUUUCAUGGCUCAUCUACGGUUUCGUCACUUACCCCGGCAUGCAAGACCGUCUCCUCCAAGAACUCAUCGACCACGGUUUCGACGAGAACACCGAAAUGACUGCCGAUCUCACCGACCAGCUCGACUUCCUCGACAAGUACAUCAAGGAGACCCAGCGCCGCCACAACCCCAGUUUCCAGCCCGGCCGCACAGCCAAGGUCGACCUCAUCCUUCCCGGAGGAUACAAGAUCGCCAAGGAUUCCGUCAUCAUCCCGGCUCUCCACCACAUUCACAACAACCCCGAUAUCUGGGAUAACCCCGCCAUCUUCAACCCCGACCGUUGGGACACCGAGGCAGUCAAGAACCGCCACAAGGCCGCUUAUAUUCCCUUCGCUAUGGGCUCCCGCAUGUGCAUCGGUUUCAACUUUGCCUUGCAGGAGAUCAAGGUCUUCCUGCCCAAGCUUCUUUACCGCUAUAAGUUCACUCGUGAGGGCGACGAUCCUAUCCAGUACGAUCCUAUGUUCCAGUUGAUUCGCCCCAAUAACCUCUACGUCCGCGCUGAGCGCCGCGUGAAGUGGCCUCCCAGGUCCGAGGCUGCCGCGGAGAACUGA
This is a messenger RNA of Penicillium paradoxum, 1638 nucleotides long. RefSeq names its product cytochrome P450. The coding region runs from base 1 to 1638 and encodes 545 amino acids. Lineage: Eukaryota; Fungi; Ascomycota; Eurotiomycetes; Eurotiales; Aspergillaceae. The transcript has 4 exons. Gene Ontology annotation, molecular function: oxidoreductase activity, acting on paired donors, with incorporation or reduction of molecular oxygen; monooxygenase activity; iron ion binding. The record is from RefSeq and is a predicted model, not a curated record.